AUGAAACUUCUACUUUGGGCCUGCAUUGUGUGUGUUGCUCUUGCAAAGAGGAAGCGUUUCCCCUUCAUUGGUGAGGAUUACAAUGGUUACCAUCCUUACCCACUUAAUCCUUCUCUGAAUAAUCUCUAUCAGCCACCAACCAAUUAUUUCCCUCCUCCUUACUAUCCCCCACAGAAUAACUUCCCCAGUUACCCUGACUUUGUUAAGCCUGGUGCACAGAUCCCUCCAUACCCUUGGGUUCUCACUGCUCCUGGUGCCCCUGCUUUCUAUCCCAACCCUAAUUAUCCCCCAGCUCCUUGGUUUGUCCGUCCACCACCUCCACCUCUUGCUGCUUCUUCCUCCUCUCUUCCUCCCUCAAGUAAUCCUGAAGUAUCUGCAGCCCAGCCUCCUUCCAUUCACCCUUCUGCAGCCAAGCCUGUAGUAGAUGAGCCUAUGAUCGCUGAGCCUGCUUCGGCCAUAUCUCCUGUGGCCAUGCCUGCUGUCCCAGAAUCUCAGUCUUCUUGA
Messenger RNA from Chrysochloris asiatica (Cape golden mole), 504 nucleotides. RefSeq names its product chromosome unknown open reading frame, human C4orf40 (gene PRR27). Gene Ontology annotation, cellular component: extracellular exosome. The record is from RefSeq and is a predicted model, not a curated record. The transcript has 3 exons. The coding region runs from base 1 to 504 and encodes 167 amino acids. Lineage: Eukaryota; Metazoa; Chordata; Mammalia; Afrosoricida; Chrysochloridae.